Molecule: messenger RNA, 2501 nt
Organism: Marmota monax (woodchuck)
Lineage: Eukaryota; Metazoa; Chordata; Mammalia; Rodentia; Sciuridae
Gene: Ttc12
Product: tetratricopeptide repeat domain 12
Exons: 22
Coding region: 286-2403 (705 amino acids)
Molecular function (GO): protein binding
Source: RefSeq, a predicted model, not a curated record
GAGCCGAGUGGAGGCAGCCAGAUUGGGCCUCAGCGGCUAGGACGGCAACAGCCGCGGCUGGGACCUCCGUGGAGGGCACAGCGUCGGUGAACGCUGGGGAACGGUUGCCAGGCAACGGGACGCGAGCGCGGGAGCGCAGGCCCAGUUGGUUGAUGCAGGAGCGCGCAACGCUUUUACCGUCGCCCUGUGCUCAUCCUGGGGAAGGUGGAAAGGGCCAGACAGCGUGCGUCUUUGGACCCUUGCGCCGGAUCCGAGGGGUUGGUGCACGAGGGAUUCUGGUCUACAAUGGCUGAUGAUCAAGAGAAAGAUUUGCAGAAAUUUCUAAAAAAUGUGGAUGAAAUCACCACUUUAAUUCAGGAGAUGAAUUCUGAUGACCCAGUUGUUCAACAGAAAGCUGUCCUCGAGACAGAGAAGAGACUACUGCUCCUGGAGGAACACCAAGAGGAGGACGGGUGCAAGACCACCUUGAACAAGACGACGAUCAGUCCUCCACAAGCUCCUGCAGAGAAUGCAGAUGAAUUAAGCCCAGAGGCCUUCUUGGCAUCUGUGGAGAAGGAUGCGAAGAAGCGAGCCAAGAGAAGAAGGGAAAACAAAGUCUUAGCAGAUGCCCUGAAAGAAGAGGGGAAUGAAGCCUUUGUCAAAGGUGACUAUGAGACGGCAAUCCUGCACUACAGCCAGGGCUUGGAGAAGCUGAAGGACAUGAAAGUGCUGUACACCAACCGAGCCCAGGCUUAUAUAAAACUUGGAGAUUACCAGAAGGCACUGGGGGAUUGUGACUGGGCUCUGAAGUGUGAUGAAAAAUGCACAAAGGCAUAUUUUCACAUGGGAAAAGCUCACCUGGCCCUGAAGAACUAUAGUGCGUCUAGAGAGUGUUACCAGAAGAUCUUAGAAAUAAACCCCAAGCUUCAGACACAGAUGAAAGAGCACCUGAACCAAGUACAUCUUCAGGAGAAGGCAGACCUUCAAGAGCAGGAAGCCCAUGAAUUACUGGAUUCAGGAAAGGACACAGCUGUGACAACCAAAAAACUCCUGGAAUCCCUUUCCAAACCUGACCAGAUGCCCUUGUUCUAUGCAGGGGGGAUGGAGAUCCUGACGGAAAUGAUGAAGGACUGCACAGAGCGAACUUUAUUCAGAAUACACGGUGGAUUCCGCAUCAUCAGUGACAAUGAAGUCAUAAGAAGGUGCUUUUCCAUGACAGGGAAAGAUGUGGUUGAAGAGACGAUCUGUGUGUCUGUUCUGAAGCUCUGGCAAGCAGUGUGCAGUGAGAAUGAUGAAAACCAGCGUCUGCUUAUGAUGCACCCAGAUUGGGCCAGGCUGGUGCCCUCCCUCUUGGCAUCCAGAGUCCUUGCCAUCCAACAGGAGAGCCUGGCACUACUGGUACAGCUUGCCCAGACAGACAAUGGACGGAGCCUGGUCAUCAGCCACCUUGACCUGACCCGAUUAUUGGAAGCCCUGCUGUCAUUUCUUGAUUUCUUAGAUAAGAAGGCCUACACUGCCAUGGGACUGCUCACAGACUUGGCUCUGGAUGAAAGAUUCCAAGUCCGGUUCCAGGCCAACCUUCCAGGUGCUCUUCCGGCACUCAUAGGUGUUCUGAAGAGGGAUCCCAAGGUAACUAAUGCCUCAGCUCUCUGCCAAUGCAUUGCCAUCAUGGGGAACCUCAGUGCUGAGCCUGCCACCCGGAAGCACAUGGCAGCCUGUGAAGACUUUGGGGAUGCCUGCUUGGGAUUCCUGGCCAGGUGUGAGGAGGACCUGGACCUAUUCAGAGAGAUCACAUACACACUCUUGGGACUCAUCAUGAACCUGUGUCUUCAGGUCCCAUUUGUCUCAGAGGUUUGGGCUAUGGAGGUGAGCAGAAGGUGCCUGACUCUACUGAAUUGCCAGGAUGGAGGAAUCCUAACAAGAGCUGCUGGUGUUCUAAGCCGGACCCUUUCUUCCUCUCUGAACAUCAUCGAGGAGGCUGUGAGAACAGGAGUGGUGAAGAAAAUGAUUAAAUUCCUGAAGACAGGAGGCCAGACUGCAUCACAUCAUGCUAUAAAGACACUGGCUAUCUGCACAAAUAGUUAUCACGAAGCGCGGAAAGAAGUGAUAAGACUCGAUAAAAAGUUCAGCAUUCUGAUGAAGCUGCUCAGCUCGGACGACGAGAUUCUGGUGGGCAAUGCUGCCCUCUGCCUUGGCAACUGCAUGGAGGUACCCAAGGUUGCGUCUUCUCUGCUGAAGACAGACCUGGUGCUGGUCCUAUUAAAGCUGGCUGGUAGCGACUCGCAGAAUUCAGCGGUGCAGCUGAAUGCAGGCAUUGCUCUGGGGAAGCUGUGUACAGCUGAGCCCAGGUUUACUGCUCAACUGAGAGAGCUUCAUGGGAUGGAAAUUCUCAACUCUACAGUGAAAUACAUCCAGGAUUCUUGAGAGAGGUGGUGUCUGUGCUAUUUUGUAAACACACACCAUAUGUUCUGGGGUGAUGAUAUGCUAAUAAAGUUCUCUUAGAUAUCCACUCUAGAACUGAA